Guillardia theta CCMP2712 is the source of this 1137-nucleotide messenger RNA. Its product is annotated as mevalonate pyrophosphate decarboxylase. The coding region runs from base 1 to 1137 and encodes 378 amino acids. Gene Ontology annotation, cellular component: cytosol. The record is from RefSeq and is a predicted model, not a curated record. Gene Ontology annotation, biological process: isopentenyl diphosphate biosynthetic process, mevalonate pathway; isoprenoid biosynthetic process. The transcript is spliced from 2 exons. Gene Ontology annotation, molecular function: diphosphomevalonate decarboxylase activity; ATP binding. Lineage: Eukaryota; Cryptophyceae; Pyrenomonadales; Geminigeraceae.
AUGGCGAGGGAGGGACGAGGCUCGAACAUCGCCGUCAUCAAGUACUGGGGGAAGAGAGACAAGAAGAAGAUCCUCCCCAUCAACUCCUCUCUCUCUGUCACCCUCUCCCCGUUCGACAUGGGAACUUGUACCUCGGCCGCCUACAAUCCGUCCUGGAAAGGAGUCAAGCUGUGGCUCAAUGGGAAGGAGGAGGAUGCAAAUACAGAGAGGAUUCAGAACUGCCUUAGAGAGAUACAAGCAAGGAGCGGAGAGAGUGACAUGAAGGAAGGUAUACGAAUAGUCAGCACCAACAACUUUCCGACAGCUGCUGGACUUGCUUCGUCGGCUUCAGGCUAUGCAUGCCUGGUAGCGGCACUGGGAGGGCUCUUCAAGGUCGAGGGAGAUCUCUCGGUGAUUGCUCGCCAGGGCUCUGGCAGUGCUUGUAGGAGCAUGUAUGGAGGGUUUGUGAAAUGGGAGAUGGGCAAGGAGGAGGACGGGAGCGACAGCAUUGCAGUGCAAGUGGCACCGGAGACUCACUGGCCGAGCCUGCAUGCUCUGAUCCUAGUCGUGAGUGACGAGAAGAAGAAAGUCAGCAGCACUGGAGGAAUGGAGGAGAGUGUCCGCACCAGCAAACUGCUGGCUCACCGAGCACAAGCGGUUGUGCCGGACCGAAUGGUUCGCAUGGAGCAGGCCAUCAAAGAUAAGGAUUUCGCUGCGUUUGGGAAACUCACCAUGGAGGACAGCAACCAGUUUCAUGCCACCUGCUUGGACACCUGGCCGCCCAUCUUCUACCUCAACGACACUUCUCGGGCCAUCAUCCAGUUCGUCCAUGCUUUCAACGAGGAGAUGGGUCAGAUUUGCGCUGCUUACACCUUUGACGCGGGGCCCAACGCCGUUCUCUUCGUGGAGGAAGCGAACUUGGUCAAGCUUGCUCAUCGCGUGUCUGCUGCGUUCCCUCCAUCCAAGGACAAGACACUCGAGGAUCACCUCGCAGACGAUGAGCUUCGCAACAAGGUGCAGGAGGUAGGAGGAUGGGAGGCAGACCAAGACAUGGGAGGGAGAGUGAAGUACAUCAUUCACACCAAGGUUGGCUGCGGACCCUCCGCCCUCACGGAGGACGAGUCGCUGAUCGACCUCUCCUCGGGCCUUCCCAAGUGA